Paralichthys olivaceus (Japanese flounder) is the source of this 3622-nucleotide messenger RNA. RefSeq names its product TBC1 domain family, member 30 (gene tbc1d30). NCBI's taxonomy places the organism in Eukaryota, Metazoa, Chordata, Actinopteri, Pleuronectiformes, Paralichthyidae. The record is from RefSeq and is a predicted model, not a curated record. Gene Ontology annotation, cellular component: endoplasmic reticulum.
GGGGUGCAGGAAAACAGAGGGAGGAAGCUGAGAGCCGCCGGACAAGUUUCCACUUUCUACCUUUGUUCGGAGGAGUGGAGCGGUCCGGGGAAACUUUCUGCUCACACAUGCCGCCUCACCUGUCGCAGCUCCGGACCGGAACUCUCACCUAGCCCGCCGCGAAUGGAGGAGAAAUGGCGGCGCGGCUGAAGAGAACCGGGAGCGAACUUUUAGAAGUUGACAUAUGCGGGUCCGGCGGUGGUUUCCUGUCCGAAGACGAGAGCGGCGUGUUCGUCAACUCCGCCGCCUCCCUCCAGGACGACUUCCUCGGCUUCCAGCGGUGGUCGAGCCCCGCCGACGAGUCCCCGAGUGACACAUCAUCACCUCCCGGGCGGCGUGAGCAGCUCCCCGGAGGGCACACGGCUCCACCGCCGCUGCUUUGCACCGGUGCUGCCGACAGCAACACCACCACCACCACCAGCACCGGGGACCCCGAGUCCCCGUGUGAUGCACUCAAAGCUCCGAGGACCUCCAUAGUGGACUGUCUCCUGGUCGAGCUGUAUGAGACGUACAGCGGCAGGAGGAACCUGGACAGCUGGGACAGCUCCACCGAGGCGUCCGGGUCAGACGCCUUCCUGGGCCGCAGCAACUCCGGGUCCAGCUUCCUCCAGGAGCUCCAGGAGAAGCACACCAGGCGGCAUCAGAUGAACUACCUGGCCCAGAAAGCCCCUGCGGAGCUGCAGUCGAUCAUCCAGGAGGUGAAAUAUCGCACAGGCCUGCAGUCGGCCAAGCUGAUUCGCCAGCUGAAGAGACGAGACCGACUCUGUCACAAACUGCAGAAGAACUACGACAUUAUCACAGCGUGUCUUCAAGCUGUCUCACCAAAACGACGAGUUGAUACGAGGCUGAAGUUUACCAUCGAACCAUCGCUGGGAAAGAAUGGAUUCCAGCAGUGGUACGACGCUCUUAAAUCAGUGGCUAGGCUUCCUACUGGGAUACCAAAGGAAUGGAGGAAGAGGGUCUGGCUAACACUCGCAGACCAGUACCUCCACACCAUCUCCAUCGACUGGGACAAGACGCUUCGCUUUGCCUUUAACGAGCGAAGCAACCCAGACGACGACUCCCUCGGCAUCCAAAUCGUCAAGGACCUACACAGGACGGGCUGCAGCUCGUAUUGUGGCCAGGAGGGGGAGCAGGACAGGGUUGUGCUGAAGAGGGUGCUGCUGGCGUACGCCCGCUGGAACAAAAGUGUGGGCUACUGCCAAGGAUUCAAUGUACUGGCUGCUCUCAUACUGGAGGUCACAGAGGGCGACGAGAGCGAUGCACUUAAGGUGAUGAUCUACCUGAUUGACAAAGUUCUGCCAGAGAGUUAUUUCGCCAACAACCUUCGAGCAUUGUCAGUGGACAUGGCGGUUUUCAGGGACCUGCUGCGUCUGAAGCUGCCCAGACUCUCCCAGCACCUGCACCACCUCCAGAAAGCAGCCAACAGAGAGGCUGGAGGCAGUUACGAGCCUCCGCUGACCAACGUCUUCACUAUGCAGUGGUUCCUCACCAUGUUCGCCACCUGUCUGCCGGCGUCCACCGUGCUGAAGAUCUGGGACUCGGUUUUCUUCGAGGGGUCAGAGGUGCUGUUUCGAGUCGCCCUCGCGAUCUGGGAGAGACUCGGAGAGAGGAUCGAGUACUGUCAGACAGCAGACGAGUUUUACAGCACCAUGGGUUGUCUCACUCAGGAGAUGCUGGAGCACAACCUCAUCGAUCCUCCUGAACUCAUGCAGGAGGUUUAUUCCAUGGCAGUGUUUCCUUUCCCUCAGCUGGCUGAGCUGAGAGAGAAAUACACGUACAACAUCACUCCGUUCCCUACCUCGGUCAAAUCCAAUGGAAGUGGUGGUCUGGGCGGCUGGGAGAGCGAUGACGAUGCCGAAAUGGACGACGAGGACUCUGUGGUGACCGCGCUCGGUUGUCUGGGGCCCCUGGGCGGCCUCCUGGCCCCCGAGCUGCAGAGAUAUCAGAAACAUCUGAAAGACCAGCGACCAGAGCAGGGAAACUUCGCAGAGCUGAGCCCGGGCGCGGUGGGAGCCGGAGGGGCCGGCGGUGCAGGAGGAGGUGCCAGGGCGGAACAUCAAGCCGCCAUCAACAGCAUGAUGAUGGAGAGGAUGAGCACCGACAUCUACGCCCUCAAGAAGCAAUACACUCGCAUCAAGAGGCGGCAGCAGCAGCAGGCUAUGCAACUGUACAUACGCACAGGACUUGGACCCGAAGUUCCCACAAGUCCCGGAGUUCUUCCGGAGCCUCCCAGCAAACACAGCGACAGUACCGACCACCGAGCCGAGGACAAGUGCCCGGCCACCCGUGUCCUCGCCUCCCAACUCAACCCCUCCAGCGCUGUGAUCAACCACCUCCUUCUGGGUCACACACCAACCGGAGGUCCCCGCGGCUCCAGACCCACGUCCACCACUAACCCCUCCACUCUACCAGGGGUUCGACCGGCUUUCCUGCCCCAGGGUCAGGGCUCCCCGGCCAGGCCGCGCUGGGGCUCGUUCCCCUCCAACAGCCCUGGAUCUCCGGGGGGCGGCGGCGGAGGCGGCGGGUCACCUUGGCGUGCUCAUGUCCGUGUGCAUCGGAGGAAUAUGGCCAGGGCUCGGGCAGAGCUGGGCUUUGGAGAUUCGGAGGAAAGGGAAGAUGAGGAGGAAGGAGGAUCAGUGAGGUUUGAGAGUGAAGAGGAGAGGAAGAACGAGGAAGAUGAUGAUGAUGAUGAUCAUGAGGAGCAGAAGGAAGGAGGAGACUCCUCUGUCUCUCCAUCUACUGAUCUCUCUGUUACAGGGUCUGUAUGUGAGGAGGCUCCACAGGCUGCAGAGGAGACACCAGCAGCAGAAGUUGCAGAGGUGGAGGUGCAACUGGCGUCUCUGGAUAUAGAGGACGAGUCGAACCUGACCGUCCCCGUCGAUGCAAACCCCGAUAAACAACCCACCAUCCCAGAGUCUGCAGCCCAGGUCCCUCUGCUCCCUCCCCCGCCGUCCUCACACAGACACAAGGAGUCCGACUCCUCAGGUUCAGAGAGAAACGCUGGCUCUGUCUCCUGCAUCCCUUCUUCCACCUCGAGUCCGCCGCCCUCCCCCGUCCCAACGUCGGCUUCUCUCGCACCGUCCUCCUCAUUCUCACCAGACUCCACUUCCUGCCUUCCAUACUCUUCAUCCGCCAACAGCUUAUCUACUCUCUCUCUUCCCGCCUCCUCCACCUUUUAUAAAACCCCCUGCCCCUCCACGCCCUCACUCUCCUCUGUCUCCUCAUCCUCCAAAUCACACAUCUCCUCCUCCCCGUCAACGCCAGCGUUCAUCUCAGCCAGCUCCGCCCCGAAACAGCAAGUCUUCUCCCCGUUCCCUUGCGUGAAGCAGCCCAGGAGGUCGGCCGCAGCCAGAAACCUCGGUCUCUACGGUCCCACGUCCAGAACCCCCACCGUACACUUCCCCCAGCUCAGCCGCAACCUCAACUGCAGUGGUGCUGCCGGCACCACCAGGAGGCGAUGAAAACCUGAGCACGCUGGAAACACAGUGAAUCAUUCGAUCAUUACACCACGUUGCCUCCUGCAUACCGAGAAAACAACCUCUAUCUUAUUUAAAGCUGAGAAAUUAAAAACGUGCGGAGA